AGCGGGAGAAGGAAUCUGAACCCCUGACGCAGGCUCAAUCGAUCGACUGGGGGAAAUCCCUGCCCUUUUGUGCAGAAGCACAAGGGGCGGCCGCCUUGGCGCACGGAGGCUCUGCUGCCCAAGCGACAGGUACGGAGUGAGCUGGGCGGCCACAGGCAAAUCCGGCUGCUGAGCGAGCUGCGAGACAGCGACAGGCUGGCGGAGCAGGAGGAGUUAGUCAGGGGCUGAGUCACGGGAUGACCUCUAAGGAUGCUUCAAGUGAAGCUAAUAGUAACUGGAGAUGACUUUGGCUACUGUCCUCGGAGAAACCAAGGCAUCGUGGACUGUUUCCUGGCUGGUGCGGUAUCUAACGUGUCCCUUCUAGUCAACGGAAGUGCUGCAGCAGAUGCAGCCAAGCUGGCAAGGAGACACAACAUCCCAAUAGGCCUGCAUGCCAACCUCUCUGAGGGCUCUCCUGUAUGUGAGGUACUCAAGACAAACUCUUCUCUGCUCAACCAAGAUGGAUUCUUCCAUGGGAAAAUGGGAUUCAGAACAGCUCUAUCAAAAGGUCUCCUGAAUAUGUCAGAGGUGAAGCAGGAGCUAAAGGCCCAGGUGGAGUUGUUCCGUGAGCUGACAGGUCACCUACCUCCUCACAUGGACGGGCACCAACACAUCCAUGUCCUUCCAGAGGUCAGGCAUGUGUUUGCAGAGGUGCUGCAGGAGUAUGGGAUUAAGUACACACGUGUCCCCAUAGAGCCAGGCCUUCAUAACUGUGACUGGAUUCCACCAGCCCUGAUGGACUUUUAUCUGGGAGUAGAGGAAGAUUCCUUUAACACAGUGGAUGUAUUUACACAUCAUGGAAUAAGGUUGGUUGUAAAGCCCAAGCACGGUGGCGUGCAAGCGCUGCACCCCGCAGCCGAGUGUCAGAGAAGAGCAGCAGGCACCUUUCAGAGUGACCCCAGACUGCAGCCCUUCCCAGAGGCGUUUGGCGCGCGUUCCUGCUGCGUGGUACCAGAGCGCGCCCCAGGCACCACAGCUGUAGAAGGCGGCUGCAGAGCACAGCCAGACCCGCCAGUGCCAUCUAGUGACCCACGACCCCCUCACCGGCAGGGAGAGACAUGACAGAGCACCCUUAAUUUAACAGAGCCAGGCUUUGCGUGCAAUGUCACGCUGCUUUGGUGGCUAUUUGUUAACCUUACUUUUAAUGUUUUAAUCGCUCCAUCUUCUAUCCAAUGACUACUAUGCUUAUAACCCUCAGCAAGUUACUCACCUGGUGCCUGCAGGAAGCAUUUUCUGCCAGCUGAACACGAGAUCAGGGUAGUUUUUACCAGAGCAGGGAAAGUUCUGUACUGCCAAUAAAACCACGUAUUGUGCAAAUUUUGUACUUUUCAGUGAACAGCAUUAAACACCAAAUUUCCUUUUAAAUGCAAGAGAGUUUUAUGUGAAGAAAUGAAUAAAGAACUACUAAAAGACUUCUAAAUAGGGAAGGUAAGACUUCUAAAUAGGGAAGCUCUGCAUAGAUAAGGAAGUUCCUUAGUGGUUCACAGAUUCCCAGAUUGCAUCAGGUUGGAAGGGAUCCUCAAAGGUCAUCUUGUCCAACGCCCCCUGCAGUAAGCAGGGAUGCUGCUGACGAGAUCAGGCUGCCCAGGGCCACAUCAAGUCUGAAAUUCCUAUCACACAGCUGUAACAAUCCAUCAAAGUCCUUAAACCAAAACAUUUUAGGACUCAGCCUUUGCAUGUAAUUCUAUUUGUCCCAGAAAAAAACAAUAGAAAAUGAGUUAGAAUCUAAGAGAGAGGUCUAACUGACACUAUGACCUAGAAAGGUUGGACCAGAUGAUCUUUGGGGUCCCUUACAGUUUGGCACAUUCUGUGAUUGUAUCCCUUUGGUCCAACUGAAGAGCUUGGUUCUACAAAAACUUCAAAGACAAGACUGAGUUCACAUUAAACACAUUUACAGAGACGACUGUCACCCUACCAGGAUACAUAACUAGUCUAAAUCCCAGACCUCUCUGAAAAUAAAACCAUGCCACAAAGCCUUUGAGAGCAAUUUUUAUUAGGGUAGCAGAAUGGAAUUGCAGAAAGCCUGUACCAGUACUCCUGGGUGCAGUUUCACCAAUAUGCUGUUUUUAUUUUGGAUAUUAAAUUGCAGGUUCAGAAUUCAGCAUGGCUUAGUGAACCAGGGAGAACAAGAAGGUGAUUUCCUGAGUUAACAAUAGGACUUCGGACUUCAAUUUUUUUCUCCUCAGGCUUCAACCAUACAGUCCAGCAUUUGAUCUCUGUCUUGUUUUCAGAGGGCUGCCUACAAACAAAAGCCAUCGCUUAGGUUACACAUCUUGUAGUUUAGGAAUUGAGCUAUGAAGCACACAUCAAUAGAAGUGAUAGCAACAUCUGUCUUCUAUGUGACCUCUGCAGAUGAAAUUGGAAUAGCUGGCAUAGCGCUGCUGCAGGCCUGGAGCUCCUCCAGUUACACAGCCCUUCCAGUCCCCUUCCCACAGCAUCCAAGUCAUACCAAGUGGCAGAAACGCAGUCUUUGCCCUGAGAGGCUUACAACCAGGAAGCGUACUACGGAGCAGGAACGAGGGCAGCAAACCAGUGCUAAGGUUUUGGUUUGAACAAGAAAAUUUAGAGAAUGGCAAAUCUCCAUGCCCACAGACAUGAUCAGAGGUACAGUGACUUGGGUGGUGCAGAAGUUACACACUUCAGUUUGACAGCUAAUUUGGCAUUAUUUUAUUAUGAAUCUGAGUGAGAGUGAACAAAACAAAAUCAGUUCCAACUUCCUGCAAAUGGAGACACCAAAGACGUGGAGAUCUGGUUCUAGACAGUGCUCUCACAAGCCUGAAAACACUUAGGAAAUGCAAGUUUCCGUAAAUAAGGUGAACGUGGUAUAACUUUAUUUACCUGCCAAAGAAUCUGUCUGAGAACACUUAAACAUAAAAUUUCUUAGCUCCCUAACUUAUAAAAAAACUUUACUUUCAUCAGAGGUGAGGUACUGGGCUGUCAUUGUUUACACUAAGAAAUGAAAGCCAGAUGAGAGGGAUGACUGAGGAGAUAGCAGAUAUACAAGACAUUAAAACCAAAAGAGACCUACUGCUUGACACACUAGUUCUGAAAGGUUGCAAAGGCAGAGGCUGUGUUAAAACUGAGUUCAGGAGUACAAAGAACCAGCUGGGUGUGAGGGAUUUUCUAACUCAGCCUUCUGCACAUCAGUCUGCUGUGUGCUCCUGGAUGCCUACAGAUUUCUGAAGACGAAGCUGUUUGCUCAAUAGCACACCCAGCCUGGCCAGGCAGAGAGGAGGAGGCAGUUUGACUGUGCGGCAGUUUGCCUGUGGAGCUAUGAUCACACUGCUGACUGGGGAGGAAAGACAGGCAGGAGAAGAGCAGAGACACGGCAAAGGAUGCUCAGUUCUGAACAGAAAGGGCUUCCUUCAGCAUGCGUAGGGGUGCCCUGGAGCAGUGGGGAAAGAGCUCUGCCCGAUGCAUUUAGAGUGACAGAAUGGUACUUGAAGUUCUCAUAAAUCAUCUAACCUGUGUGGUUUAGAGCAGGAGCAGCAGGGAAGCACGCUCUCAUACAGGUUAUUGCUUAAUCCUGUCCUCAUACCCUCUCCAGUAAGAACUGUACAGGAAUUGGGCUGGGAAGGGGCAUGAGUGCCAUCCCAGAAACACAGAUGGUUCUUACGCAUUCUGAUGGAAAAGUGUUCUAGGAUGACCAGCAGUGCUGUCAGAUUUAGUAUUCAAAUUCAAAAUUAACAUUUCCAAGCUAUCAAGUUUUUAACUCAAACCCCAAUUUAUCACUUUGGUACCUCAUGGUCCCCAAUUUCUGGCACUUUUCCCAGCGGGUGGCAAUGUUGUUCUGUGCACAUUUCCCUAGCUACUCUGCAUGGAUAUUAGGAAGAGAAGUGAAAGAAGUUUGUAAUCAACAUUCCACUACUUGUUUGCUACAGAAUUCUUUUUUCCCCAAAGUUUUCCAAAAGCAGGACCUAAGCCAUAUUUUAAUUCAAGGACGCAGACAAAAACUUGGGUUUCCCCGUUUAAUAAACAUCUUGUGGUAACAUCAGCCAGAUUUACAUAAGACCUGGAGAUUCUGAUUGAUUGUGGUUGGGUGUUUUUGUGGGGUUGGUUUGGUUGUUGUUUAUUAUGUUACAAACUGAAGUUAAGGGGAACUUGCAGCAAGUCCCACAAAGCACAGUGCAACAUUUAAAAAGGAAACAAAACUGCCAAACACUCAAAUAAUUUUCUGCCAGAACUGGGAUUUUUU
Molecule: messenger RNA, 4234 nt
Organism: Dryobates pubescens (Downy woodpecker)
Lineage: Eukaryota; Metazoa; Chordata; Aves; Piciformes; Picidae
Gene: YDJC
Product: YdjC chitooligosaccharide deacetylase homolog
Exons: 6
Coding region: 250-1101 (283 amino acids)
Biological process (GO): carbohydrate metabolic process
Molecular function (GO): deacetylase activity
Source: RefSeq, a predicted model, not a curated record